UAUUAUCAUCACAUCAAUUAAAGAUGGAAGAUCGAUAUUUUUGUGGCAAUGAUGAUGGAUCAUCAGUAACAACAACAACAAUAUUGGAUUUAAAUCAACUAUGGAAUUCUACUGUGCCAGAAUUUUCAAAAUGUUCAUUAAAAACAUUACCAUUUUGGAUACCAUCAUUUUUUCUUUGGAUAUUUGCACCGGUUGAAGUUUAUUUUCUAUUGAAAAAACGUUUUGCAUCAAGUAAUCGUUAUUAUAGUGGCAAUAGACAACCAAUUACAAUACCAUACAAUUUUUAUAAUGUAUCAAGAUUAUUCUGUGUGAUUCUAUUGAUCAUUGCUAAUGUUGCACAGCUAUUUCAUGAUCUCUGUUAUUAUAAUCCAUUUUUGGAUCUAAUCAACAAACAAAUCGAAAUUGAUACAGAUGUAAAACUAGCUACAUCUGCUGAUAUUUCAGCUUCAUUAUUGAAUAUCAUCACCUUUAGUUUCUUUGCCUGUUUUACACAGCUUCAUCGCCGUCAUGGAAAACAUACUAGUGGUGUUGCAUGGAUAUUCAUGAUUAUAUCGAUUCUAUCAUUUUUACCAAUAAUUUAUACAUUCAUUUUAUUUGGUUUUAGCAAUGAAAAUGUCUACCUCCAAAUUGGCCUAGUCAAUCAAAAUAAUCGAACCAUAUUGUCGGCUAUAUUUCUAAUACAUACAAUCAUGUUGAUCAUAAUAUUUCUACAGACUUGUUUUGCUGAUCAAAAACCAACAACAUUGCUUUUGCAAACACAAACAUCAAUCAAUGAUGAUGAUUAUACAUUGAAUAAUAGUGUAAAUAGUAUGCAACGAUCAAAAAUAUUGAAUAAUGUUGAUUCAUUUGAAAUGAAUUCACCAUAUGAACCGAAUGGUACGAUUAUUGAGGAAACAAUUUCAUCAUCGGCAAGUUGUGAUCAAAGUUUACUUGGAACCGCAAAAAAAUCCCAUCAACCAAUUGAAUGUCCACAAUUACGAUCAUCAUUUUUAUCGCAGAUAACAUUCUGGUGGUUCAAUACGAUGGCCAUCACUGGUUUUCGUCGUUCAUUAACAAUGGAUGAUCUUUGGCAAUUGCGUCCAAAAGAUCAAACAAAUAAUGUAGCACCAAAAUUUGAUCGUCAUUGGCGAUCACAAUCCCAUCAAUCACAGACACAGUUGAUGAAAAAACAAUAUCAACAGCAGCAGCAGCAGCAACAGCAACAACAACAAUCAUCAUCAUCAAUACCUGAUACACCGAUAGUUGUGACAGCUACAGCCACCGAUGUUAUAAAACCAAAAACUGCCAAUAUUGUAUGGGCGAUUUGUAAAACAUUUGGUUGGUUAUUCAUAUCUGGUGCCAUGUUCAAAUUGGGUCAUGAUCUAUUGCAAUUUGUUGCACCACAAUUAUUGAAAUUAUUCAUUGCAUUCGUUAAGAAACCAUCCACUGAAGAACCUAUAUGGCAUGGUUAUUUUAUAGCUGUCUUAUUUUUUCUUACAGCUACCGUACAAUCAUUUAUGUUAAAUUAUUAUUUCUACAUUAUGUUUUUAAUUGGUAUGCGAUUACGAACAUCAUUAAUAUCAGCUAUCUAUCGUAAAGCAUUAACAUUAAGUAAUGCAUCACGUAAACAAACUACUACCGGUGAAAUAGUUAAUCUAAUGUCAGUGGAUGCCCAACGAUUUGUUGAUGUUUUACCAUUUUUAAAUCUUAUCUGGUCAUCACCAUUACAAAUUGCAUUGACUGUUUAUUUCUUAUGGAUGGAAUUAGGACCAUCAGUAUUGGCCGGUCUUGGUGUUAUGGUACUAAUGAUACCGAUUAAUGGAUUCAUAUCUAGCUAUCAACGACGUUUACAAAUGAAACAAAUGAAAAAGAAAGAUGAACGUGUUAAAGUUAUUAAUGAAUUACUAAAUGGUAUUCGUGUUAUCAAAUUAUAUGCAUGGGAAGUGCCUUUCAUUCGUAAAGUCAGUACAAUUCGUAAUAGUGAAAUUGAUUAUCUAAAAAAGAUUGGUUAUCUACAUUCUGUUACAUCAUUUUUAUGGACUUGUGCACCAUUCAUGGUAUCAUUUGUUACAUUCACUAUCUAUGUAUUGAGUUCCAAAGAUAAUAUUCUUGAUCCACAAAAAGCUUUUGUAUCAUUAUCAUUAUUUAAUCUGUUACGAUUUCCAUUAUCAAUGUUACCGAUGUUAAUAUCAAUGUUGGUCUCGUGUUCAGUAUCGAUAACACGUUUAAAUCGUUUUCUUCAUGCACCACAAUUGGAAAAUUAUGUUAAACGUAAUGAAGAACUAAUGGAUAAUCUAGAUAUACGUAUUGAAAAUGGAACGUUCUGUUGGGAAAAUGAAAAAACCGAUGAUAAUGAUGAUGAAAAAAAGAACAAGAAAAAGAAAAAUAAAUCCAAUGAUGAUGAAGAUGAUGAUGAACAAACCAAAACAAAUGGUGAUGCAAAUCAAGAACCAUUGUUGUCAAUGAAUGAUGAAAAUAUCCCGAAACAAACAACAUUAACCUUAAAAUCAAUAAAUAUGGAAAUACAAAAAGGUUCAUUAGUAGCUAUUGUUGGUAAUGUUGGAUCGGGUAAAAGUUCAUUGAUUUCGGCAAUUCUUGGUGAAAUGAAUUGUAUCAAUGGCCGUGUUCAGAUUAAUCAUAAUUCAUCAGUUGCCUAUGUUACACAACAAGCAUGGAUCCAGAAUGCAACACUAAGAGAUAAUAUAUUGUUUGGUAAACCAUUUGUUGAAAGCCGUUAUAAUUCCAUUGUAGAUAUGUGUGCUUUGAAACCAGAUAUCAGUAUAUUACCCGGUGGUGACCAGACUGAAAUUGGUGAAAAAGGAAUAAAUUUAUCCGGUGGUCAAAAACAACGUGUUGCAAUAGCUCGAGCUUGUUAUGCACAUUCUGAUAUAAUUUUAAUGGAUGAUCCAUUAUCAGCUGUUGAUUCACAUGUUGCAAAACAUAUAUUCGCCCGUGUUAUAUCGAAUCGUACUGGUUAUCUAAAAAAUCGUACCCGCAUCCUGGUGACAAAUAAUAUUUCAUUACUACCUGAUUUUGAUCAGAUUAUUGUGUUGAAUCAUGGUGCAAUCAGCGAAAUAGGUACCUAUUCACAAUUGAUGGCAAGUUCUGGAAAAUUUUCCGAAUUUGUACGUGAAUUCGCAUCGAAUGAAAAACAAGAAAGUGCCGAUUCUGAUUCUACCGCAGGAGAAUUACAUCGUACAUCAAGUUUAAGUAAAGAUGAACCGAUUACACCGGCUAAAAAAUCUGACAAUAAUAAACUUAUUGAAUCGGAAAGAACCGAAACAGGAGAAGUGAAAUUAUCCGUUUAUAUCACUUACUUUCGUUCAUUAACAUGUUUAUGGGUAACGAUAAUAUUAGUUGGUUUUAUCGGUAUGCAAGCGGCAUCAGUAUUUUCAAAUGUAUGGCUAGCUAUAUGGUCAAAUGAUCAGAUAUCGGCAAAUAUUACCGAUGCAGAAAUUCAAUUACGAAAUCGUCGUCUUACCGUUUAUGGUGGUUUUGGAUUCAUACAAGCAUCAUGUGUAUUGAUUGGUGCCAUAGCUUUCGCAAAUGGUGUUGUACAAAGUUCACGAACCUUGCAUCGAUUAUUAAUGGAACGUAUAAUGCGUUCACCGAUACAAUUUUUCGAUACAACACCAUUAGGACGUAUUGUGAAUCGUUUUAGUAAAGAUAUUGAUACCAUUGAUUCAACCAUACCACAUACAAUGAGAGGAUGGCUUAGUUGCUUUCUUCAAGUGUUAUCUACAUUUAUAUUGAUCAUCAUUGAAAUCAAUAUAUUUCUAUUGGUUGCUAUUCCAUUAUUUCUAUUCUAUUAUCUUAUUCAAAAAUUUUACGUGGCUACAUCAAGACAAUUAAAACGUUUGGAAUCUGUAACACGUUCACCAAUUUAUUCACAUUUUGGUGAAACACUUUCAGGUGUUUCAACGAUUCGUGCAUAUGGUUGUUCGAAACGAUUCAUACAAGAAUCAAAUGAACGUGUCGAUACGAAUCAACGUUGUUAUUUUCCAUCAUUCAUUGCUAAUCGAUGGUUAGCUGUACGUUUAGAAUUUUGUGGUAAUAUGAUUACAUUUUUUGCCGCUGCAUUUUCCGUCCUUUCUCGUGAUACCUUUCAAUCUCAACCUGGGUUUGCAGGUCUAAUCAUGACCUAUGCAAUGAGUAUUACACAAACAUUGAAUUGGUUAAUUCGUAUGACAUCGGAAAUGGAAACAAAUGUUGUAUCGGUGGAAAGAAUCGAUGAAUAUUGUCAGAUACCAACGGAACGUGAAUGGACACGACAAUCGAAUGUUGGUCCAGCAAUACCAGCAAAAUGGCCCGAAGAUGGUGAAAUUAAUUUUGAUGAAUUUUGUAUACGAUAUCGUGAUGGUCUUAAAUUGGUACUGAAUAAUAUCACUAUCAAAGUGGAAAGUGGUGAAAAGAUUGGAAUCGUUGGACGUACCGGUGCUGGUAAAUCAACAUUAACAUUGGCUUUGUUUCGGUUACUUGAAUGUUCAAGUGGCAAGAUUGUCAUCGAUAAUAUCGAUAUCAGUCUUAUUGGUUUACAUGAACUUCGUUCAAAACUUUCAAUUAUUCCACAGGAUCCUGUUUUAUUCUCUGGAACAAUACGAUCAAAUCUAGAUCCAUUCAAUAUACAAAGUGAUGAACAACUAUGGCGUGCAUUAGAACAUUCACAUCUGAAACAAUAUGUUUCAGGUUUAGAAUCUGGAUUAGAUUAUACGGUUGCUGAAAAUGGUGAAAAUUUAUCUGUAGGACAAAGGCAACUAAUUUGUUUGGCACGAGCAUUAUUACGUAAAACAAAGAUAUUGAUAUUGGAUGAAGCAACAGCUGCUAUCGAUUUGGAAACCGAUUCCCUUAUACAGCAAACAAUUCGUAAAGAAUUUGCUGAUUGUACUAUAUUAACAAUCGCACAUCGUUUAAAUACAAUUAUCGAUUCAAAUCGUGUAUUAGUAUUGGAUAAAGGUCGUGUUGUUGAAUAUGAUUCACCGCAAAAAUUAUUGGCUAAUCGACAAUCACGUUUCUAUGCAUUGGCCAAAGAUGCCCGGUUGGUUUGAGUAAUUGAAUAAUAAUCCAUUCAUCUAAUCAUUUUAAAAAUU
Molecule: messenger RNA, 5066 nt
Organism: Dermatophagoides farinae (American house dust mite)
Lineage: Eukaryota; Metazoa; Arthropoda; Arachnida; Sarcoptiformes; Pyroglyphidae
Product: multidrug resistance-associated protein 1
Biological process (GO): transmembrane transport
Cellular component (GO): membrane
Molecular function (GO): ATP hydrolysis activity; ABC-type transporter activity; ATP binding
Source: RefSeq, a predicted model, not a curated record